Phaeoacremonium minimum UCRPA7 is the source of this 1050-nucleotide messenger RNA. RefSeq names its product putative aldo keto reductase protein. Bases 1 to 1050 code for a protein of 349 amino acids. The transcript is spliced from 2 exons. The record is from RefSeq and is a predicted model, not a curated record. NCBI's taxonomy places the organism in Eukaryota, Fungi, Ascomycota, Sordariomycetes, Togniniales, Togniniaceae.
AUGGCAGUUCCAGGUGCACAGCGGGCCAAGGUGGCCCAUGUCAACAUGAUGACAGACACCAUCAUCAGCAACCUGAGCCUCGAGGGCUUUCGGAUUGUCUUGAGAGCUUUGCUGACAGCUCACGCGUCCGUCACCGAGACAUUUGAGACAGCGACCCAGAGCUACAUCCAAGAGUGUGUUCUGCCGGCCGUCACAUCCCGAAGUCCGGAGACGCCCGUGGACUUGGCAGGCCUUCAAGCCACCCAGAAGACUAUUCGCUGCAUGCUAGGCUGCGGAUUGUGCUUCCAGAGCAUCCCGCUACUAGGAGAUAUAGCUGCUCGGGCUGUCGACAUGGCGCUUGGGAGUGAUGCUGCGGCCUCGGACGAGGCGUCGUCAUUCCAGGCCUCGAUUGACGGGGACAUUGUCCAAGCCAUGACCGCCGUGCAGAAGACUCUGAAAGGGACGCAAGUCUUAGCAAACAAUGAACGAGGAAUCGUUCAAGGGCUCUACGAGCAACUCGCUGACUCUCGGCGUGUUUGCCAGACGAACAAGAUCGAGUUCCCGUUCGCUCGAGCAUUCUGGUCGGCGGGAAGCUUGCUAGAGAUUGACAAAUGUGACGGAGCAUCCGAAGAGCUUAUGGCUGAGGCCGGAGAUUUUGGAGGCCAGACCCCGGCAGAAGCAAAUGAAUGUUUCGAGAUGGCAGGCCGAAGACUGCCAAGGAUAUUUACCGGCCUCUGGCAGUUAUCCAGUCCUGCUUGGGGAUCCGCCUCCGCGGGGAAGAUCUUCUCUCAUUUUUCCAGCUCCGUCCAGAGUGGUUUUGUCGCGUUCGAUAUGGCAGAUCAUUACGGGGAUGCAGAAAUUAUUUUCGGUCAAUUCGCGAAGUCAUAUCCUCAGAAGAGUGCUUUAUUCGCGGCAACCAAAUAUUGCGUCUUUCAUCCGAUCACCGUUUCACGCGACGUCGUCCGAGCCAACGUGACUGAAAGGUGCCAGAGGCUACAGACUGUCAAGAUUGAUUUGUUGCAAUUCCAUUGGCAAUUUGUUAGUUACUUUGCACUACGCGACGAAAUAUGA